UUUUUGAUUUAUUUUAAGAAGGCGUUUUAUGCGUUAAACUUAAGACGAGGUUUUGUUUUAUCUGUUUCACUCAUAUUUUGGAAAACUAGGGAAGUCGCGGUUUAGAAAAAUGGCAUCAUUUGAGCAAUGUGAAUCCAGUUCUCAGCCAAAAUCAAUGAGUCGUGCAAAGCAAUGGACAGAUGAAGUCGAAGAUCUGUACAGAUUUCAGCAGGCUGGAUAUAGGGAUGAACAGGAAUACAGACGAGUGAAGCAAGUGAUGUUGAUUGAACGUUGGCCAGAGACUGGAUAUGUGAAGAAACUUCAGCGACGAGACAAUACUUUUUAUUAUUACAACAGAAAAAGAGAAUGUGAAGAUAAAGAAGUACACAAAGUUAAAGUGUAUGCUUAUUGAACUGAUCUCAAGUUUUUAUUUAGACAAAAUUGUGUUGUUUAGGUUACCAUUUUGUAAGACAAGGAAACAAUAAAAUCAUUAAAGACAUUACUAC
Messenger RNA from Polypterus senegalus (gray bichir), 485 nucleotides. It is a transcript of the gene meig1, whose product is annotated as meiosis/spermiogenesis associated 1. Lineage: Eukaryota; Metazoa; Chordata; Cladistia; Polypteriformes; Polypteridae. Gene Ontology annotation, cellular component: nucleus. The record is from RefSeq and is a predicted model, not a curated record. The coding region runs from base 110 to 391 and encodes 93 amino acids. The transcript has 3 exons.